Messenger RNA from Fundulus heteroclitus (mummichog), 5521 nucleotides. It is a transcript of the gene phc3b, whose product is annotated as nascent polypeptide-associated complex subunit alpha, muscle-specific form. Gene Ontology annotation, cellular component: PRC1 complex; nucleus. The transcript is spliced from 12 exons. Lineage: Eukaryota; Metazoa; Chordata; Actinopteri; Cyprinodontiformes; Fundulidae. The record is from RefSeq and is a predicted model, not a curated record. The coding region runs from base 1269 to 4874 and encodes 1201 amino acids. Gene Ontology annotation, molecular function: protein binding; zinc ion binding.
ACCUCCACCUGUGAAUGUAUCUCCCCUCAUCUCCCAAACAAUAAACUUACUUCUCCUCCUUAGUGUCCAACCAGAAGAUCCUCCUUCCUGUUCAUCACGUUUCAAUAAAUCUUUCUAACCUUCAGAGUCUCCAAGCUGCCAUGACUUCAUGUCUUUCUGUGUAAACCGUCUCUCUCCUUCUAAUAAAUGUAAAAAUCCUGCAUUUCCCAUUUGCUUCAUACAGUCUAGACUGUAGGAGUCAACCCAGGUAAUCUGGACCAGCAUUUAAAUGAUCCGGUCAGCGACCAGCUGCUAAUAUAAUCACAGAACUACUUUCUGUGACACAAGAAACUAAAGAAUUAAGAGUUAAUCUUUCUGUAUCGCAGUUUUCCCGCUGCUCCGUCCUAACCAGCAGCUCAUUAGGCAGACCUGGAACUCCAGGUUUACUCUGCGGAGCUGCGCUCAGCCACAUGUUUAGUGUUUUAACGCAGCUGAGGAUCCGCUGCGUAUUAUUUAUUCUUUAACAGGUUACUCCGGCUCUAAUUAUGUAGGUACGUGGUGCUGGUGCGCAUGCGCCUGACCCAGCACAGGACUCUGGUCGGUGCGUGGAUUAUUCGGACUGUAGUUCCAGCUCCAGCGGACGCGCAGAGCGCAGCCGUGAGGUUCCGGUCCUCCCGGGCUCUGUGUGGUGCUGUCUCUCCUCUCUCCGGCAGCUCCCAGCCGCCUCCAUCGCUCUCCACCAGCAGGAGACCGAGCAGGCCCCUCACAGCCGCUACACGGUGGCCCCCAGCCCGGCUCAUUCCAGCCGCACACCUCGGCAGGCGAGACUGCUGCUGGGUCCCCGGAGACCCCCCCCCCUCCCCCCUGUGGAGGCCAGCUUGCCGGAUAGCGCCGCGGCUACGAAGCGGGGCUGUGAUGGAACCAUAAACAGAGCGCGACACGCACGCACACGCGCACACAGACGCGCCACAGCCGGGCCCGGAUCGCGCUUGAACUUGGCCCUUUGGCCCCCCCUGUGUGAGGGCAGGGGCCGCGGAAGCGUCGCCCCUCCGUGGCGCCGUGGGGAGGUUAUUGUCUGUGGAAGGCUGACGCGCUCUUCGCAGCGGCCCCUGCGCUGUCAGACGAGGAAGUGAGCUUCACACACGCCCAUCUGAGCCUGGCGAGGCAGCGCAGAGCCGUUCAUCAGAUAAGAGCCGCCGACUCGAUCAACAUGCGCUCGCCUUCCGAUGGAGAGCUCCGGGAGUGAGCUGCGCCACGACGCCGAUCUGUGCAGUGUGUUCCAGUGUUGAAUGAUGGACAAGGAGCUGGUUCAGCAGAGCCAAUCAGAGCCAGCCACCAAUGGCCCCGCCCCCUCCACCCCCACGACCCCCACCCCUCCACGCCUCAUCCCCAACCCCAUGCUGCUGGACUCCCCCGCGCCCACGCUAACCCCCACCACCUCCUCCCCCCCGCCCCCCCUCACCCCGGCCCCCUCCGUCUCCUCGGGCCUCGGCUCCAAGGUGGCGUCAGUGGGCGGGGCUCUGUCCCCUCACAUCCUGGUCCCAGCUCCGCCCAAACUCACCUCCACGGCCGCCCCCGCCCUGCGCACGUACUCCCGCCCCAUCCUCCCCUCCCCGACCACCAAGGCGCCUCCUUCCACGCCGGCCUCCUCCUCUUCCUCCUCCGCUGCCACGGCGACCGCAGCUCCAGCCCUGCCCUCCUCUUCGUCCGCCGUGACGCACAUCAGCACCACGCCCUCCACCAGCCUGACCAAUGGGAACUCCCGACCCGGGCCCACCUCCACCACGCCCAUCACGCCGUUCCACACCCCGGCCAGCCCACCUGGCAGACAGGUGCAACAGCCUCAUCCUGUGGGAACACCUGGUCCUGUGCGAGCCAAUCAGAGCCCCUCACCUGUCAGGCAGAGGGUAUCCCAGCAGGCUUUGCUACUGGGGAAAGGUCUCAAAGGGUCGGGCCAAGACCAGGUGCUGCUGAGAGCUCAGAUGCUCAUUCUUACGUCCGCUAUGCGACCUGCGCAGUCACCCUCCUCUUCCUCCUCCGCCCCUUCCUCUAACCCCGCCUCCGCUCAGCUCCAGAGCCUCACCUUGAGGCCUCCGCCCCCCGGGACUCUCACCAUCCCCCCGUCUCUGCGGCUGAAGCCCCCCCCCUCGGCCCCGCCGCCCCUCUCCCGCCCCACCGUCCCCGUCUUCCCCCCCCUGAGGCCGCGGCCGCAGCCCAGCGGCACGGAGAGCCCGACCACGCCCAGCCGCCACCUCGCCGUCCCGCCUCCAACUCUCUAUUCUCCAGUUCGAGCCGUCCCUCUGAGGCCGAGGCUUCACUCGCCCACCGCUCACCGAGUCUCCGCCCCCCGCCAGACCGCCGCCCUCCAGCCCAUCGCCGCCGCCCCCUGCGGUCCGGCCGCGCCCGCCGCCAGGCCGCCGUCCGGCCCGAGGAGCUGCCCGCCGCCGCCGGCCGCUCUGGGCCCGCCGCCGUCCGCCGCCGGCCGCUUCGAGCGCUCGCCGUCAGCCGCCAGGCAGCUGCAGAUCAUCGCCCUGUCGUCCAAUCAGCAGCCGCCGGCCGCCGCCUACGCCCGCCCCGCGGUGCCGUCCAAGCCCGCCGAGCCUCCUCCGCCUCCGCCGCCUCCCGGCCAAUCAAAACGGACUCUGAGCAAGGACGACGGCGGUCUCCUCCCCUUGAAUCCCUCCUCCUCUCCGCUCACGCUGACCAAGAGGAGGGAGGCGAAGGAGAGCGAGGAGCGAGGAGGGAAGGCGGGGCUCAGAGAGGAGCGCGGCGGCGGCAGAGAGCUGCAGGUGGAGAAGGAGGUCCAGACGGAGACGGUGAAGCUGGAGAAGCCGGCUGAGGAGCAGGAGGCCGGACCCAAACGGGCCCGGGACCGCAUGGAGGAGGAGGAGGCAGAGAGGAGAGGGACGGGGAAGAAGAGGAGGGUGGAGGAGGAAGGAGAGGACGCCUCCCACGGCCGGACCGGCCCGCUUCAGAACCAGAACUCAGAACCGGGUCCGGGCGCCAUCAGAGACGCUGAGCCGGUCCCGGUUAAAACCCCGUUAAAAGGAACCGUCCCGGUCCAAACCCCAGGAACAGAACCCGACCCGGUGGAACCAGCGCCGGUACCGGGACCGGUUCCCUUUAAAGCGUUGGUGAAAGGACCCGUUUCAGCUAAAACCCAAGCGAAAGCGCUGGUUCCGGUACCGAUACCGGUAACCGGACCAGCACCGGUAAAAGGACUGGCUUCAACCCAGACUUCAGCAACAGAACCCGUUCCAGUCGAAGCACCGGUACCAGGACCGGUUCUGGUCCAGACACCAGUACCAGGACCGGUUCUCGUUAAAGCCUCAGUAAAAGGACCCGUUUUGACUCAAGUACCAGGACCGGUUCCGGCCCAAACGCCGGUACCAGGACCGGUUCCGGCCCAAACGCCGGCAUCAGGACCAGCACCAGCUAACAUCCCGGUAAAAGGACCAGCUUCAACCCAAACUCCAGUACCAGGACCGGUUCCAGUCAAAGCUCCUCUAACGGAACCACUUCCGACCCAAAAGCCAGUGGCAGAACUGGUUCCGGCCCACAAACCAGUAACAGGACACGUUCUGGUCCAGUCGCCGGCGCCAGGCCCGGUUUCCGAGGUGUCAGGGUCCAAUCAGAGGCUACCAGAACCUCAGCGAGACCUCCAGCCCAGCCAGGAGGACUUCUGCGAGAACCUGUCCACGCAGUCCGACAACCAGUCAGCCUUGUCCAGCCUCUCCUCCCAGUCUCCCCCCUCCUCCCCCUUCAUCGUCUCCUCAUCAGAAAACCCGCCCCCCCUCCUCCCAGCAGACCUCAGCCUGCCGCAGCACGAGGCGCCCGAGGCCGACAAGACGCCGCCAGAGUCCCGUCGGGACCAACCCGAACCCGUCUGCCAAUCAGAGGACGAGUCUGAGAGCUGUGGCCAAUCGCUGGGCAGCCCCUGGGAGAUGAAGGCGUGGCCUGAGGGCCGACAGGUUCUGACUCACCUGGUGGAGGGCUUCGUCAUUCAGGAGGGGCUCCAACCGUUUCCUGUGAACCGCUCCUCGCUGCUGGUCCCUGACCAGGUGAGCAAAGCCCAGGAAGUGAACGGGACCAAUGGGAGAGCGGCGCUGCCCGCGGCGGACCCCGUGAAGCCGGCGGCGCCGUCCACAGACUCAGAGGAAGAGGACGGCGGAGACGAAGGCGACCUGGGGAACAAGUCGGGCCACAGAGAUCGCACGGUGCUGCACUGCCAGUUCUGCGGGAAACGAGGCCACGCCCACAACUUCAUGCGGUCCAAACGCUUCUGCUCCACGUCCUGCGCGCGCGGGUUCAACGUCCGGCUGACGAAGCGCCUGAGGGCGCUGAGCGCCGGCAGCCGGUCGGAGAGGCCCCGCCCGGCUCUGAACCGGGCCGAGUCGGUACCAGGGAAACCGCUGCUGCUGCGCCUGCCUCGCGAUCUGUGGAGCGCCGGGCGCCGCGAUAAGGACGGGAAAGAGAAGCCGGCGGCGGAGCAGAAGGACGAGGACGAAGACGUGGAGGCGUCCCCGCAUGUCUUUGGCGGGGCGGAGGAAGACGACGACGACGGAGGAGAGGAGGACCCCGCCGUCGCCAUGGCAGCCAGGAUGGAGCGGCGGGCGGCCCGCAGAGCGAGGAGGGCGUCUGCGCCCGCCGUCUCGGCCUCCACGCCCACCACCACCUUCCGCCCCGCCCCGUCCCAGUGGAGCGUGGAGGAGGUGACGGCCUUCAUCCACGCGCUGCCGGGCUGCGGCGACGUGGCCGAGGCCUUCAGGCUGCAGGAGAUCGACGGCCAGGCUCUGCUGCUGCUGACCGAGGACCACCUGAUGACCAGCAUGAACAUUAAACUGGGUCCUGCUCUCAAGAUCUGCGCCCACAUCAACGCUCUGAAGAACCAGUAACGAGGAAGAGGAGCGACGGCCGGGCAGACGAAGGCGGGGCGGGCGGAGAACCGAGGAACCUGGAGACUUAGGGGUUUAUCUGGUCCCAGCGGGCCGAAGCUGACACCAAGGAUGACAGAACAAAGUCACAAACAGAGGAAAUGGUUGGCAGUUUAUAAUUUAUGGCGUUAAAAAGGAGGCGUGGCCUUAGCGGACCGGAGCGGAGCGGAAACCCGGCGUAGCAGGAAACCUGGAGAGUUUUUGUACCUUUCUGUAUAUUUUACACGCCACUGGAGAGUGUACAUUUCAAGCUAUUUCAUGAAGGAUUUUGAACAUUUAAUAUAUGAAAUUUGUCUAUUUAGUUUUUUUAGAGUGUGACGUCAACGACAAAUCUAUCCCCGUAGCUAACAUAACGUCAGCGUGUGUGUGUGUGUGUGUGUGUGUGUGUGUGUGUGUGUGUGUGUGUGUGGAAGAGCAAAAGGUGAUAAUCUGUAGAGUUUGUAAGCGCUUCAUCAAAGUUGGAUGUUUUCUAUCAACAUAUUUCUGUGGGUUCAAAAAAAAAAGAGAGAAACCAUCACUAUCAGGGUAGAGACCGGUGUCUGCAGUCGUCACGUUUUUAUGAUAUCCUGCUUGAAAUUAUUUAAUAAAUGAAUAAUUAAUCAAACAGA